Melopsittacus undulatus (budgerigar) is the source of this 1493-nucleotide messenger RNA. RefSeq lists its product as uncharacterized. NCBI's taxonomy places the organism in Eukaryota, Metazoa, Chordata, Aves, Psittaciformes, Psittaculidae. The transcript has 5 exons. The record is from RefSeq and is a predicted model, not a curated record. Bases 56 to 1090 code for a protein of 344 amino acids.
GUCUCCAGGUAACGGCGGCGUGGCCGGUGCCGGUACCGGCGGCGGUGCCGGGGAGAUGAGCGGCGGAUCCGGCCGGAGGCUGGUGCUGCACGUGGAUCUCAACAACACGGUGGUGGUGGCGGACACGGUGUCGGGGCAGGGCCCGCGGGCGGCUCUCAACAGCUUCCUCAGCACCGUCACCUGGGGCCGCGCCGGCGCCGCCGGCGAGUGGCAGUGGGUAAGUGAGCGCCCGUCCCUGCGCCCGCCGUGCCCCGGUGCACUCAGCUACUACAGCCACCACGGCCGGAACCCCGCGUUCACGGAGCGCGGCCCGGGCCGGUGCUUCCGCAGCCUCCAUGCCCGUCACCUGCAGCUGCUGGAGUGGCCGGGCCGGCCGCACGAGCUGCUCUCGGUGCAGGGGGACCCCGGCAAGCGCUACCACCUCCUGCUCCCUGCCUUCCUCCGCCUGCUGGACGCCCUGCACCGGGACGGACGGGACUUCGCUGUCAUCUUCCGGACGUUCGGCACGGACCUGCCCCGAGCCCUCCGCGCUGUCAGCUGUGCCCUGGAGGGGCAGCACCCGCAGUUCCCUGCGCUGCGGGACCUGGCGCUCCCUGUGGACCUCACCCCUGGGCAGAUACGCUGCAGCAAGCGGGAGGUGGUGCUGACAAGGGGAGCAGAGCGCCUGACCUCCCGGGAGGAUGCAAGAAAGCUUUACAGCUACUUCAGCUCCUUUGAGGGAAUCGGUGGCUUCCAAGACCACUUUGACUGGUGGGCCAGAAAUCAGUUCUCCUCCAGGGGUGGGAAACCCCUGUGGAUUGACCCGCAUGAUUCCAGCGUUCACCACAUCUUCAUUGAUGACAAUAUCCGGCUGGAUGAUGCCGACACCAUUGUUAAUCCCCAGGUGUUCUCGGAGCGGGGCAGCCACAGCUCCCAGCGUGUUCCCACCUCGGAGCUGUACGAUGUUUGCCUGGUGCAGACCGACCUGCUGCAGGCCAUUGCUGACCAGGACUAUUUCCUGCACUGCGUGAGGAGGUGUGAGGAGAACUACGACCGUUACCUGGCCUGCAGGGAGGAGGACACCCCGAGCCAGCAGUGGGAUGGACGGUGAUGCCUCCUCACAAGGGCAAGGGGCUCUGGACUUGGAACACCGCCUGCUUCCUGCUGUGCAUAGACAAAGUGUGGGGCUGGGCUCUUCGAGCUCUCCCCGUUCCAAUGUGUGAUGUACCCACAUCUUCCUACCAGAAGCCUCCACGCCUGAGCACGAGCAUCCUGGGAGCUUGUGUGAUGGGAUCCCUGCUGGAAACGCCUCUCCUUUCCUUGGCAGGGCCAUCCCACCAUGGAUGCAACACAGACGUCCAUGCAGCAUUCACACCUCUAUUUCCACUACCGUGCCAGUGCCUGGUGCGGGGUGGUGUUGCCAUCAGCACACCCGAGUGUUGCGGUGUCCUCCCCAGCAGAGCCAUCCAGGCCCUGUCCCUUCUGCCUCUUUUUAAACAAACCUUUUUAGCUCA